AUGGCAAGUCUAGAUUUUACUCCAGUUCACGAAGAUGAUGAAGUUUAUUCCAUCACAGGUAAAGCUUUGAAGUUAACAACCGCAGAAAAUAUUAAACCGUAUAUUGACGACCUAUUGAAACUAAAAAAAGUUACAAAGAUUGAUUUCUCAGGUAAUACAAUUGGUAUAGAAGCAUCUAAAAGUUUAGCUGAUGCAAUCUCUCAUCACAGCUCAAUCUAUGAAAAUGUUAUUGAAGUUAAUUUCGCUGAUUUAUAUACAUCAAGAUUAGUAGACGAAGUUGUGGAAAGUUUAAAAUAUUUAUUAUCAACUUCUGGUGGUCUAUUGAAAUGUUCUAAGCUAGAAAUUCUUAACUUGUCAGAUAAUGCACUUGGUUUAAGAACUAUCGAUAUCUUGGAAAAAUUUAUUGCCAAUGCCAUUCAAUUAAAACAUUUGAUUUUAAGUAAUAACGGGAUGGGCCCAUUUGCUGGUGAAAGAAUUGGGAAAGCCUUGUAUACUUUAGCUCAAAACAAAAAGAAACAAAAUAAACCAAUGUUAGAAACCUUUAUUUGUGGUAGAAACAGAUUGGAAAAUGGCUCUGCCGUUUAUUUAGCAUUAGGUUUGAAAAGCCAUGGAGAUGGUUUACGUUGCGUUAAAUUAUAUCAAAAUGGUAUUAGACCAAGGGGUAUUGCCACCUUAUUAAAGUAUGGUUUAAAAUAUAAUUCUAAAUUAGAAAUUUUAGAUCUUCAAGACAACACUUUUACCUCAACUGCAUCUUUAAUUCUCGCUGAAACUUUACCUGUCUGGAAACAUUCUUUAAGGGAAUUGAAUGUUAAUGAUUGUUUGUUGAAAACACCCGGGUGUGAUGCUGUUUUGAAAGUUUUCUCUCAAGUCGAGUUUGUCAAUUUGGCCAAAUUGAAAUUACAGUACAAUGAAAUGGCCCAUGAAACCUUAGUUAAUGAGUUGAUACCUGCAUUGAAAAAUAAAAAAUUACCUAGUUUGAACCUGUUAGAAUUAAAUGGUAAUAGAUUAUUGGAGGAUAGUGAUGAUUUGGAUGAGUUGGCUAAUGUAUUUGGUGGUGAAAUAGAUGAUUUAGAUGAUUUGGAAGAACUUGAUAGUGAAGAUGAAGAUGAAGAAGAUGCAGAUGAAGAUAAUGAGGAAGAAUUGGAAGAUAUAGACACUAAUGAAUUAGAAAAGGCAUUAGAUGAGAACGAGAUUAGUAAAUUAACUGAAGCAUUAGAAGAUGUCCAUAUUUAA
This is a messenger RNA of Saccharomycodes ludwigii, 1233 nucleotides long. RefSeq names its product GTPase-activating protein RNA1 (gene RNA1). Gene Ontology annotation, molecular function: GTPase activator activity; small GTPase binding. The record is from RefSeq and is a predicted model, not a curated record. NCBI's taxonomy places the organism in Eukaryota, Fungi, Ascomycota, Saccharomycetes, Saccharomycodales, Saccharomycodaceae. Gene Ontology annotation, cellular component: perinuclear region of cytoplasm; cytosol; nucleus. The coding region runs from base 1 to 1233 and encodes 410 amino acids. Gene Ontology annotation, biological process: activation of GTPase activity; nucleocytoplasmic transport. The transcript has a single exon.